CCACUUGUAUGUUUUUUUUUUUCUUUUAGAAGUCUCCCCGUGUUGGUCCAACAACACAUCUCUCCCGUCCAAUCGUCCGACCAGAUUUCUAAACCUUAAAAUCAGAAUAAUCUGACGGUCAAGAUCAUUAGAGUAUUCGCUAAACAAACCGAAAAGAACCACAAGAUCAUAGCUAUGUCUCUUGCUAUCGGGUUUUCUUCUCCAAUGAGAAGCCUCUAGCCUCAUCUACCACCUGCGCCCGUUACUUUCUCUUCUGCGAACUCUUCUCAGCGGCCCACUCUCUCUGGAGAGAACGAAACAACUCAGGACGACAAUAAUCAGAAAGUAUAUUGGAUGGCCAUAAUACAGUGUGGAAGUACAUGGGUUGCUCAAUGGGGUAUUCGUCCUCAGUUUAUGCUAAGACCAUACAUUGCGCGCAGGAUUUCAACACCUCAAUAUGGUGUCACAAGCAGGAUUAGCGAUUUGUCAUCCUCAAGUUCAAGCUUAUUUUCGCGUGAUUCACUACCAUCAUUAUCAUUAAGGGGAAUGACACAAAGUUCUCAAUAUCGUAAAGGAGCAAGGUUCAUUGUUAAGGCUGAUGCUGAUUAUUAUUCUGUCCUAGGUGUCUCAAAGAAUGCAAGUAAAUCGGAGAUCAAAAGCGGUAAGUUGAUAUUGUUCAUUAAUAGAUGGAUUGAAGAAAAACCAAGGAAGAAAUAGAGCAAAAUGGUGGAAGAAAUUGUCAGCUUUUCCUAAAAAAGUAGAUACUUAGAAAAUAAUGAGGUGAUGGAAGAUGAAUAUAAUAAAGGAAUGAUGUAUAUGAUGUUUGACAGGAUUUGUGAAGUAAAAGGGACGAAGAACUUCACUUUUUGAAUAA
This is a messenger RNA of Carica papaya (papaya), 853 nucleotides long. The record is from RefSeq and is a predicted model, not a curated record. Lineage: Eukaryota; Viridiplantae; Streptophyta; Magnoliopsida; Brassicales; Caricaceae.